UUCAAGGCACCUCAUUGAAUUGGAUUCUGCUCAAGCUUCUCUCUGCCCCACAGGUCAACUCAUGAAAUGCCACUGAGGUUGGGGGUGGAGGGGAGAGACUUGGUUUCAUCUAAGAAUGGUGCAGUCCAUAUUCCUGUCAGCGUAAUCCAUUCCUGUGUCAGAUCCUAGGUGCCCUUUCUCUUGUCCUCACCCUGAGGUGACCAACUGAGUUCUAACUGGUGACAGAGCCAGUUUAUAACAGCCCUGUCUUUCACAUUCCCACCACAGGCCUGUCACAGAGCUGGAAAAACUGUUUAACUGAACUGAACUACAACACUGAAACUAGCUAAAGGGAAGCAGGAGGAACUCACUACCCAGGGUCUCCGUGUUCAAAGGUGAUGGUUUGGCUUGCAAAUCCAAGUUGGCAGAUUCCUGUUUCGAUGCUCGUGCUGUUAUCCCUACAGAUUGAAGGUAACCGUCUCGACAACAUGUUGUUAAGGAGCACUGGGAAACUCAGCGUUGAAACCAAGAAGGGAUAUGUUGACAGUACCAUGUCCACAUCGCCUCAGAAGGAUCUGUGGUGUCACUGUCACCAUCAUUGUCCUGAAGAGUCAGUUAACAACACUUGCAAAACAGAUGGCUACUGUUUCACAAUAAUGGAAGAAGGUGAGACUGGAGGCUAUGUCAUCACAUCUGGGUGCCUGGGAAAAGAGGGUUCUGAUUUUCAGUGUCGGGAUACUCCAAAGUCAUCUCAGCGAAGAGCUAUUGAAUGCUGCACAGAUCGAGACUUCUGCAACCGCGAUCUCCACCCCACGUUGCCACCCCAGGACAUGAGAGAUUUUGUGGAUGGAAGCACUUAUCACAUAACCCUCCUGAUCUCUGUUACUGUUUGUAGCAUCAUCCUGGCUUUACUCAUCAUUUUCUGCUAUUUCAGGUACAAAAGACAAGAGGAGAGACCGCGGUACAACAUGGGCAUUGAGCAAGACGAAACCUUCAUCCCACCUGGAGAAUCCCUCAAGGACCUUAUUGAACAGUCACAGAGCUCAGGCAGUGGCUCAGGUCUCCCUCUCCUGAGGACGAUAGCUAAGCAGAUUCAGAUGGUGAAGCAGAUUGGGAAGGGGCGUUACGGUGAAGUCUGGAUGGGAAGAUGGCGCGGUGAGAAGGUUGCGGUGAAAGUCUUCUUCACCAUGGAGGAGGCCAGCUGGUUCAGGGAGACAGAAAUCUAUCAGACUGUGCUAAUGAGACACGAGAACAUCCUUGGCUUCAUUGCUGCUGAUAUCAAAGGGACAGGGUCAUGGACCCAGCUGUAUCUGAUCACAGACUACCAUGAGAAUGGAUCUCUUUACGAUUACUUAAAGUCCACAACCCUCGACACGAAAGCCAUGCUGAAGCUGGCAUACUCAACUGUCAGUGGGCUCUGUCACUUGCACACGGAGAUCUUUGGAACGCAGGGAAAGCCAGCGAUCGCCCACCGCGACCUGAAAAGCAAAAACAUCUUGGUGAAGAAGAAUGGGAUGUGCUGUAUCGCCGAUCUGGGCCUGGCUGUUAAGUUUAUCAGUGACACCAAUGAAGUGGAUAUACCCCUCAACACCAGGGUAGGUACAAAACGUUACAUGGCACCAGAAGUGUUGGACGAAAGUCUCAAUCGCAACCAUUUCCAAUCAUACAUCAUGGCAGAUAUGUACAGCUUUGGCCUGAUCCUCUGGGAAAUAGCUCGCCGUUGUGUUUCUGUAGGCAUUGUUGAAGAAUACCAGCUCCCUUACCAUGACCUGGUGCCCAGUGACCCAUCCUUUGAAGAUAUGAGGGAGGUUGUGUGUAUCAAGCGGCUGAGACCAUCCUUCCCCAAUCGAUGGACCAGUGACGAGUGUUUGAGACAAAUGGGGAAAGUCAUGACAGAGUGCUGGGCCCACAAUCCAGCUUCUCGGCUAACAGCUCUCCGAGUGAAGAAAACCUUGGCUAAAAUGUCCGAGUCUCAAGAUAUAAAACUCUGAUGCAACGCCAAAUCUCCACUCAGUGCUCAAGACCCUCAGAUAGCACCGGACCCACAGCAAAUGGGAGAGUGACAGCCUUUUGACCCUUCUGAACUAUCUUUCCUGUUCAAGUCAUUUCAACCUCAUGACCAUUGGCACAUCAAUGGGCUGAUUAACAAGGGAGAAGUGAACUGUCACAACCACCAGAGAUGGCAGAACGAGCAUUCACUGGGUAUUCCUUGCUUACAUAGUAUAAAAAGCCACAGGUAUUCAAGAAUUUAAUGCAAAGGGAGGUUGCAUGCUCGCUUUCUGUGAAAGCUGCUCACUUGGGUAAUUUGUUUUUUUUUUGAGAAGUGUUACGCAAUGAGACACUCAAAAAGCCAACUCCAACCUGACUCGAAUUGUCUAUAAACUGAUGUCGUUAACAUUGGGUGGAGCUGCUGUAGGGUUUAACUGAGCUGAGUUUGUGAAGAUGAUGGGGAUGGAAGUCUGUCGCCUGGUAUCCACUGAGAGCGAACAGCCUCAUCUCAAGGGAAUGUGUUCCGCCAUUGUCUGCUCUGUCACGGACUUCCGUGAAAAUUUUUCAUUGAAUAUGUGCGUGGGUAUUCCUCUGGCAGAAGAAAGUUGGAUGGGGAAGGUCCUCAUGACAGGAAUGUGACAUUUGUUAACAAGCACUGACAGGAACCCAGACAAUGUAUGACAUGGAUUGCAAUGUGUUCACCUUCCGUCCGAAACCAUUUCCAGAUGACAGUAUAAUUGGUCUUCACCUGACUGGGCUAGCCCAUCUGGAACUAGAAUUGUGUGCCAAUAUCUUUCUCUCGAAUCUCUUGUCACUCCAUUGUGCUUUCGGACUUGCCUUUGUACCUCCUUUAAAAGCCCGACUGCUCUUAUAGAAAUGUUUUCAGUGGACAGAGGUCUGAAAGGGGGCUUCUUAAGCUAUGAGAGGGACAAUCUCCUGAUCGAGAGUUCAUAGCGUUGGAGCAGCAUGCUGGGACGACAUGGUGCACCAUCAUUGGUGGUAGUUUCGUACAUUCAGAGGAUAGUUGCCCCUGGCUGUCAGACCCUGGCAAUGAACUUAACCUUAGCAACCAAGUGUCCACGGGUUACUCCUCUGGGAAAUCACUUAAGGGGCUGGUUGUGGGGAACUGACCAGUUACUGAGUGUCACUCCCUAUGGGAAGGAUCAUGGAAUUGCUAACGAAGUGCUGGAAAAAUAGAGCCCCAAACAGUGAGGAGGCAAGAAGGGGACACAUUGUAAAACCCAAAAUGUGCUUGUUCAAGUCCCUGUCGCUGAGAUUCCUGCUCCCUGUUUUACAUGUCACUGGUGAGAACUCAUGGCAGUAGAUACUUGCCAGUUUAGAGAUAUGGGCAGCCUUGUGGGGAUGAAUAGUUACAACAUUGGGAAGAAUUCCAUUGCUUUCCCAAUGCACUUGCCCUUUAGUAAAUGUGUUUAGGUGUUUACUGCUAUUUUUCAGGACAUCCUACUCUGUAAAUCCAUUUAGGACCCUCACAUUUUACAUGUUGGAUGGGUAUGCCCUACCCUGUUGGUUCCCAGCUGAGCACCAGAGACAUGGGAACAUUUGACGAUAACCCCUGGUGUAAGGAUUGGUCCCAGCGAAUUCCAAGGGCCUAACCUUUAGCGUUCCCAUCAUAUUCCAGCCUCCAAGCUUCCAGCUAUGUUCUCUGUAAAUGAAGAAGAGCCUUUCAGGUGUGAAGUUAGGAAACACAUGCAAGGAAGUGAAAGGAAUUAGUUACAUCCCAAGGUGAAUAAAUGCAGAGCUGGACAAACCCUGCAGG
This is a messenger RNA of Rhincodon typus (whale shark), 3745 nucleotides long. It is a transcript of the gene bmpr1ba, whose product is annotated as bone morphogenetic protein receptor, type IBa. Gene Ontology annotation, cellular component: plasma membrane; signaling receptor complex. The transcript is spliced from 11 exons. The record is from RefSeq and is a predicted model, not a curated record. Gene Ontology annotation, biological process: protein phosphorylation; dorsal/ventral pattern formation; cellular response to growth factor stimulus. NCBI's taxonomy places the organism in Eukaryota, Metazoa, Chordata, Chondrichthyes, Orectolobiformes, Rhincodontidae. Gene Ontology annotation, molecular function: SMAD binding; ATP binding; transforming growth factor beta receptor activity, type I. Bases 378 to 1970 code for a protein of 530 amino acids.